This is a messenger RNA of Cyanistes caeruleus (blue tit), 9528 nucleotides long. The record is from RefSeq and is a predicted model, not a curated record. NCBI's taxonomy places the organism in Eukaryota, Metazoa, Chordata, Aves, Passeriformes, Paridae.
CUUACAGAAACAACCUAAGGGUGAGCAGGAAGGACAAGUAAAUGGGGUUUCCAAGCUGUUUCAGGAACAUAAAUAUUUCCAACAAGAUGAUUUCAUCAAGAUGAGAACAUCCUUCAUCCAGAGGAGCUCCUUCUUUCACGGUGCCCGGCAAACCACGAUGGGUGCCUCUGAGCCUCGUGCAGGCUGGUCCUUCCUGUGUUUGUCCUCCCAAUCAGCUGCACACCUUGACCCUCCACACAAGAAAAGCCAGUCUUCCUGCUGAGCCCAGUCAGAAUCCAUGCAACAUCCCUGUGAAGUGGAGCCCAUGGAGAGUCUUCAGUCCAGUUCAGACCCUGGAGCCAAGGAUGCUGCUGUGGAUGAUGCCGUGUUAAGGAAGAAAGAGCAGAAAGAUGUUGAACUUGAUAAGAAAAUCUUAGCUUUGCGGAAAAAGAAUGAAGCGCUAAUACGAAGGUACCAGGAAAUAGAAGAGGACAAAAAGCGAGCGGAACAGGAGGGAAUGGCUGUUACCUCCAGAAGGCCCAAGCAGGAUGGACUCACUAUUACGAUCACCAAAGCUCACAACGACCUGAAAGAUGCAAUUACCCAGACUGAACACUAUGGACAAGAUAGCCCAGCCCUCUCGAUGGACAAAAGGGUGGUGAGUGAGAAAUGGGGAAGCCCCUGUCCUACAAGCCCUGGGUUCGGUGUUGGCAGUGAGGAAGAGGAGGAGGAGGAGGAAGCAGAUCAUAUGUUCACGUUCAGGAUGGGGAAGAGGAUGCAGCUGGCUGUUACCAUGGACAACAAAGCAAAGGGCAAGAGGAUUGUCAGCGAGAAACGCACUGAGAGCUUCCCUGGCCCGGGCCGAGCUCCGGACCUGAGCGAGGAGGAGAUGGACCAUUUGGUGGCUUUCCGACGGGGAAGGAGGAUGCAGAUUGCCAUCACCAUGGAUAACAAGGAAAAGGCAGAAGAGCGGAGAACAGCAGAGAAGAGGAGAUCAGACAGUGACAGAGGCCCAGAAAGUGAGCACAGCCGGAAGGAUGGUGGGAAGCCAGUCCAGAAGAGCCCUGGAGACCUGAGUUUCCCCAUGACUGGCCGGGAGCGCUCUGAGUACAUCCGCUGGAAGAGGGAGCGAGACCAGAUUGACCUGGAGCGCCUGGCACGUCACAAGAAUGCCAAGGGCGAGUGGCGACGGGCUUGGGAUGUGGAGAAGUCAGAGCACAUGUUUGAAGAGGACUUUGUUAAGGAUGGGCAGCCAGCCUUGGAUAAUCCCAGCAAUAAGAAAGGGGGAAGGAAUGCAAAGAAAUUCCAGCACAGGUCCUUUCCUGCGGAAGGGAGAGGUGGAGGACAUCAUGGAGUGAAUGUGAGCGACCCUGGUCCGAAAGCAGUGCCUGCUGUGAGCAGCCGAGCCAAGGGGAAGGACAGACUGACAGGCAGAGCCAGAAGAUGGGAUGCAAAAGAAGGCGAAGACAUGUCUCUUCUGAAGGAUGACCUUGAUGGCCAGAAAAGCCUUGGUGUGGAGAGGCGGAAGAGCAGAGGUGACGAGGAGGUGGAAGAGAACUGCACAGCUGAGCUGGAGGAAAAGGGGAAACAGCCAAGCCUCCAGGAUCACGGGGCCUCCUCCUCACAGCAGCUGCGAAGUGGGAAGGUCCAGCCUGCCCAGAAUGGCCAGAAGGAGGAGCAGAGGGGAAUGAGGGACUGCAGCACAGAGGUAUCUGUGGCCAGUGCCGGGGACUCGGAGCCAGGGCCCAAGCCAAGCAAUGAAAGUGUUGGGGAAGAUGCCAGCGGGAAGCCUGGCACUACUGACAUCUCCCAGGAGAAGGAGAGCACUGACAGCACUACUUCACAGAGCAGCCUUCAGAGCACUGUGCAAGGCAGCAGGCCUGGCAGCAAGGAGACCUCGUCACUGCCCGUGGGAGUGAAUGUAGAUGGAGCUGGAUUGGAGAAACAGCCAGCUUCAGAACAGGAGUCCUCUGAGAACUCUUCCAACAACCACGGAGGAGAGCUCGACACAGCAGCAGGAGACAGACUGGAUGCAGACCAAGGACAGCUGGUGAGCAGAGGAGGGGAAGAAGUGACCCAAACCACUGCUCUUGAGGGACAGGCGCUUGCACUGAAAGGAAGUGAAGAUGCUGGAGGCACUGAACACCAUGAACCUUCACCCCAAGGGAAAGCCAGCUCUGAUGGGACUGUUGUGCCUGAGCAGGACACGGCAAAAUCCCAGUCUGGGGAAGGGGACCAGCCUGAGGAUUGCAAGGACAAGGACAGUGGGGACACUCACAACUAGCAGAUUGUACCGCCUUGCCUGAAACAUAAGGAUAACGUGCUGGAGGCGGUGGAGGAGAAGAGGAGCGCAAGCUUGUCCUCACUCUUUUACCUUCUAUGAAAUCAGCUUUCAGCACCUGCCUAGUGCCCUUCAGCACCAUUCACAACACGUGGGGUCCCCAUCACCACCCCCACCCACAGUUCUGGCAUCCCCCUUCCCUAUCCGUGUGUCAAAGGACAGGGAAGGGUGCACACACUCCCACCCUACAAAGAAAACGCCAUCACUUACCUGUUUGUUUGGCAUAUAUUGCAGCUGCGUGGCAAGCCAAGGAAAUGUCUACUGGAUGCACUUUAUUUUAUUUAACUAAUUCUUUUUAAACUUAUGGCUUGGGUUUCUGGGCACACCCCCCAUUUUUUUCCCAAAGGCUGGAGGCACGUGUCAGGGGCUGUGCCAGCAAGUGGAACAGCAGGAAGAGGUGACUGGCAAAGCAGAGGGGUGAGGAGUUAGGGUGUAGUUCAGUAGGUGGGUGAAGAAGUUGUGUUCAGAGCUCUUGUACUACAGGUUUGCACGUGGUUGAAGUGUUGGCAGAGGUACAUGGUAGUGACAGGGGCUGCGGGGCAUGAGCAGGAUGGAUGGAUGGACAGAGCACUUCUGACAAGCACAGAUCAACCCCAGCACCUCCUCCUUGAAGAACCUCCAGCUCUCCUCCCCUUUUAGAGGCUGAGGAGCACGUCAGGACAGUGCUUUGUGCCAAGGAAGGUGGCUGCUUGGGUGACCAGAUGUGUGCAUAACUCAGCAAACUCCACUGCCCCUUCCCAAGCGUAACUGGGCAUCCCUGCAGCACGGCAAGGAGGGGGACAGCACAAUAAUCUUCCUCCUCCACCACACUGCCCAAAGCAGUUGGCAGCAGGACCCGGGCCAAACUGGAGCUGGAGGUCCAAGACUUCAUAUCAAACAUUUUCACCUUCCUGGUAGUGCCUUCCAUAGUCUAUAAGGGAGUAGGAAUCCUCUCUAAGCUGCCCUGCAGACCUUCUGACCUGGCCUUAAAGAUACCUUUCAAAUGGAGGAUCUGGAGGAGCUUUACAAGCACAAACAUGCAGGAAUUCCAGCUGCUUGGCUUUCCAGUUACAGCAAGCUAGGACCCAGCUGGAAUACAGCUACCAGUUAAGGAGAAGGCACAAGGAAUAACACAACAUAAUUUCUGACUUCUGAAUGACAGGGCAGAGUGGGCAUCACCCUGACUUCAAGGUGCUGCUCUAAAUUUGAUGCCAGAGUAUGCGUCUCUGGGACAGGUAUGUGUGGAGACUGCCAGGAAUGUCCUGCAGGAUGUUGGCUGACCAGGCUGGCAGACUUCCCUGGAGAUCAGGUUGGCACGUGUGGACUGAAAUACUCUAUGCUGCUUUAAUAAACUAAUAUUUGCACAGACAAACAUUUGUUUUUCCACGUGACUUAGACCCGUAACACCUAUCAUGAAGCACAAGCCUGGGAAUUUCCUCCCUAUGCCAAAUUCAGGAGACUUUAUUGGCAUCACACCAGGUAUUAUCAAGAAACAGAGCGUGCAGCUUUUGUAUUUUAUCAGUAGAAACAUCUCCACCCCACCAAAGCCCAGACUGAGUUUAUUUGGAUUUACCCAACAGAUAAACAGAAGAUUGUAAAACUGCUCCAGGUCCUGGAGCUUCUCCAUUGCUUAAGUUAAAGGCUGAUUUUCCUUAUCUGACUGGCUCAAAAACCUGUUUGCAAUUGUUUAGUUUUAAAAUUUAUUAUUAUUUUGUACAUCAGGUCUCUGACCUGACUCUUGGUCUAGUCAGACUGAGUCAUUACCAGCAUUUCCCAGGAGCCAGUUUGCCUCAUGGUCCAUGGAACAAACAGUUUCAGCUCAAGAGCUGUUGCACUCCAGGAGCAGUUGGACACAUGGCCAGGCAGGAUUUUCACACUGCUCUGGUUCAGUACUGUGUUGAAGAGAUAAAAAACCUUAUUGCCCUAGACUCCAUUCUGAAAGGAAAACCAUCACUGGUCCUCCAUUCCCUCCUUUUUUUCCUUUCUUCCAAGUGACUUUGCAGAUAAUGAUGCCCAGGAAAGACUGAGUCUGAUCCAGGCUCUGAGGAUGGGACUGGACAGGUUGUGCCUGUUCUAAGUGUAUUUUUUCCUGCUCAUUAACACUUUGCUCAAUGCACUUUGUUUGGUGCCUGGGUUGUGAUUUUUCAGACAACUGUGGCUUAGCUGUUUCUUCUUUAUGGUGAGAGAAAAAACUGAAAAGUUGACAAAUCUGAUGUAGAGGGAUUAUUUAUAUGAAAUAAAAGUUGGAAUGAGGAAAAACCUCCUGUUUCUUACUGUUUCUCAUUUACACGUGUAGAGAUUUCCAGACUGAAUCAGUAAUGUCUGCUUUUUAGAGCAACAGCUCCAGUUCAGAGCACUGAUUCCUUCAGGAAACACUGAACUCCUGGACUCGGCUUUCUCACCACAAAAGCUCCCUGCAGUGAUGCCAGGAAGAUGAGGAUCAAUUCUUCAUUGAGGCACCAGAGCCACCAUCUCAUCACCACUGUACUUUUCUUGAAAGCAAAUAUAAGGGCAGCUCACAGACUUCAGAGCCACACCUGCCUGCACAGGACCCAUUCCUUCCCAACAGUGGCUGGUAGCUCAGGGAUUUGGUGGAAGUUGCUGCAGCUUUUCCAGACACAAGGGAAGCAGCAGCACUCCCAGGCAGAAUGCUUUUUCCUUCAAACUAAAGGAUCAGCUGGCCACUAGACCUUGUUCUUUUCCUUAAAAAUUUACAAUCAGUUGCAAUACAGCAACCCUGUAGCUAAAACUUCCAGAAGUGAUCCCAGACUAGUGAGUCAGCUCUUGCAUAAAGGAUGUAAUUUAAAAAAAAGAAUCAAGCCAAGGACAAAGCUGCAUUUGGAUAAAGUUGGAGGUACUUGUUUCUGAAGCAACUACUGAAGGAGACAAUAACACAAAAUCCUGACAGCAGUUCAGCUCUCCAUUCCUGCUACAAGUCCAAUACAUGGUAGCAGGAGCACACACACAGACCACUAACCAGUAAAGGCCAAUACAGAGUCUUUAGAUAUAAAAAUAACAGAAAAUUUCACUGGUUUUCCACAACAAUCUUCCUCCAGAUAAACUGGUUGCAGGUGGCAGAGAGCACUGGCACUUAGCCAUUGAAUUUGUAUUUUAAAUGCAUAAUACAGUAAUUAGUGCUUUUCAAGUCAAUGAGAGGCCCAGAACAGCAGCAGGAUACAGCACUGCUGGGAAGUUUAGGACAUUGCCUGCUGCCUUCCCUGGAAAGGUUGCACAGAAACAGCUCAACCAGCUCCCAGGCUCUGCAGCACUGGCAGGUAACACUGGGAAGUCCGUGGCUGAUUCCUGCUCACGCCAUCCCAGUGCAGUGACACAGCACCUGGCCAGCUUUCCCUAAACUGCCUCUGAACACCUGUGGAACAGCCACAAGCCAAGCUUCAUCUCCUUAGCUUCAUGCUCCAGCUCAGCUAUGACUGUUACGCCAUUCCCCUCGCUGUGUGCUCCAGGACUCAGAGCCAGCCAUUGGUAACACCCCCUUGAGCAGCCCACCGAGAUCAGCUUUGACUUCUCUGAGGGAAAUCCCUGAUGCCCAGAAGCAGCCACUGAUUUUGUUAUCAUCACUACACCACACAACUGCUUUUCAGCUACGCUCAGGGAUUAAGUCAAGAUUCCCUGUCAGAAGAACUGCACAGGAAUCUGGGAUUAAGAUGACGUGCAUUGCAUCAGAUGAGCCACCAAGAGAAUGCGCACGGGGAAAAGAGAGCUUUUAGAGAUGGAAACGUGAGCCAGCUGCUGGAGCAGAUUAUAUGCUCCAGUAACUCUUUUUCCUGUUAUUUCCCUUCUGGUCCCUCUGCACGUGAGUUGCACUAAAUGCUCUCCUUGGACAAACUGGGCUCAUUGGGACAAGACCAGUGUGCACAGGCCGAGGGCAGGUAUUAGAUGUCUAUCACAAAAGCAAAAGGCUUUAAGGUAAUUCGCUCACAUUUGAGUACCUCCUUCGUCCAAAUGACUUCCAGACGCCUCCCUUCCUCACUGAUGUGCACACACUGGGAAUAUGGCACAGCUCUGUUGGCAGGUGACAUGCAGGAGCACAGUUGUGUGAAGGGAAUAACCCUCCCCAGCAAUUCCAAGGAGUCAACAUCUUGAAUCACAAGGUUACAGUAAUUUCUACCCAGGAAGCAACUCACAACCCUGUGCCUUGUCUUGCCUGAUACAAUCUAUCAGACUAAGUGAACCACAAUUUUAUUAUUUUUUUGAGGAGCAAUGAAGGGAAAGGGUGAACUGGAGCUGAAGUAACACAACAGAUGACACAACCAUCUGCCUUUUAAACCUCAGCUUUACCCCAGACUGGUGACUGCACCAUUUUAGGGCUCUAAAGCAAUUCUGUUGAGAUGCAGAUGACUCUCUCAGUACAAAGAUGGCAACAUAAUGCAAAAAUUCCCAGUCCAAGUAUCUGUUGCAGCCAAUCUACUUACAAAGAAAUCCCUAGUGCCCUGAAUUUUAAGUUAGCUUACACCUAGAAACCAGUCCAGAUGAGCUAUUUUUCUUACUCCAGUAUUUGCAAAGUACGCUUAGUCACCGAUUUCUUCGACAGUCUGUCAUGAUGAGAGUAAGAAGCACAGCAACGGGCUCAUUACAGGCUGACAACAGCUCCCAACGGGAGCACAUCUGCCUCCGGAGGGCUAUGAUUCCUGGCUAGGAAAGGGAUGGGGAAAAGAUUGUAGCUGGAGAAUAUGGUUCCAGAAGAUUUGGAAAACCAGGCUGCAGAAAUCACCAAAGGUCCCUGGCCAUUAAGCCAGCAGCCCACAACCCUUCUGCGUCUUCCUCAGGCAGAUUCCCCUCCCUCGCACACUCAGUACAACCAGAGUGAAGCCCCAGGAUGCUCCAAAGCCAGUUGUAAAAGGUACAGAAAUAGCAGCAUUUCACUGAAAUCUGUUUGUCAGCAGAGGAGAAGAUGCAAAAACACAGUCUGGGAACUCACCAAGCCUGCACUUUCCUACAGGAAUGCAGACAGCCACAACCAUCCUCGUACUGGCUCAUCAACUAUUUUUAGCACCAGAAGGGGAGGCAGCCAUCAGUGAAAGGCCUGUUCCCUUUGAUCCAGCGGAUUUGAGCACUGUCUCUGUCCCAGAGAUCCUUUGCUACCAAAACCACAAACCAGGUAAAGAGCUUUAGGUUGUUCCUGCUCCCAAGUACAAGGCGUCUCUCAGCAGUUACACUACAGGUUGGAAGAGGGCCACGCAGCCCAUUUAAUUCCAUUCACUUCCUCUCCCCUCUGCACCAUGCAACCAGGCUCUAUUAGUCUUCUGAGAGCAAUUGUAGUUAAAGUGAAGGAUGCCAGGAGGCCCUGGGCACUCAGCACAGACUGGAUGCAGCGUUCAGAGACGCUAGAGUCACCAGCUCCAAGCUGCAGGCCAGCAGCAGAGAAAUCCCAGCAUCCAUGUCAUUGCACGCAGCUUUAUUUAUCUCCAAAGGUUUUACAAGUUAAACACAAGCUCCUUCUCAGAGACACUUCCCAACUGGUUCUGCAUUUAGCACCCGAGCUAAGGAGCAGACUAAACUCAACUGGCACCACAAUGAGCCUGGUUUCUCUGUCGCUCAUUCCUCCCUUGGGUAGCUGCAGGAACUUUCCCCCACAACCAGAGGUGUAUCCCAAGGCCAGCAAAUGGCAUUGCUGUCACCAGGACCUGGAACUGCCGUGGGCAUGAGCAGUCCCACAGAAAGGGAUCAACACACUGCGGGCAGAACCAUCAAAGGAACACAAUUCCCCACUCACAGAACAGACACCCAUGGGGCCCGGAGCCAGUGCUGCUGUGGGACACUCAGCCUUCCUUCCACAGAUAAACAGCAAGAGCAGAGAAGCAGCUCGGGAGGUGACAGCUGCAGGGCACCCAUCUGCUGACACAGUGCUUCCAGCACUUCCACCUGCCCCGCAGGAGGGUGGCAGCAAUCCCAUGAUUUUGGCUAAAGUGACUAAGCGGGAUCGUUUUAUCCUUCCCACCAGGUUUUCGUUCCAACAAGACAAAGCCUUCCCUGCACGCUCCCCAGAACACUGGAAAGGAGGGUGAAAAGGUCACAAACCACUCUCCUUUUACCUCAUUUCUCCCUACAAGCCCUCUGGUCCUGGUUCUACCUUUCACAGAUGCUGUAAAGGCAAUGCCCAGCUGAGGGUGCAGCCUUAACAAACCAACACAGUCUCAAACCCUGAUUUUGAUAUGAAACAGCUCUUUUCAAGCAGCCAAGUGCUGUAUUUUAUGGUUCCUUUGUGAUCUGCACAACUGAAAUACGUACGCCACGUUACAGCACAUUUGCAUCCCUCAGCAGAAGGAAUCUGAACUGCUGUGAUUCUUUCAUAGGGAUGCAGCACAGCCUGGCAGCCUCACAGAUUCAGCCGAAUUCAUCCAUCUAGAAAGCAGCAGCUUGGAACAACAUGGCUCUUAGAGUUUCUAGUUUAUAUCCCACAUCCCAGAGUCAUUAAAGGCCAUUUUUUCACACUGUUCAUCCAGGAACAGAAGAUUUCUGAGGACCACAGGGCAGGAAACCAAGGAGCUGGGAGUAGAGCCUUCCUAGGACACAGCAAGAGCUGCCUGGCCCAGACCUACCCUGGUUCCGCAUGCCCCAGAGGUGCGGGGAUGAUCUGUAAGCGCUGCCAUCCCUUGCAGGCAGCAGCACGCGGGUUCAACUGCGCAGCAGCUCAGAGCCCACCAGCACCCACCGCCACAGCUCCACCUGCUCUGCCAGCACAGAUCAAACCUUUCCAGCACCACUGCUUCGUUUCCACAAUUAGCCACGUAUAGAGGUUUCUCCAGCCUCACCUACAGAGACCAAUGACAAAUGAAUCAACAUCAUAUACCACAGUUGCCCAUUGCAGUGGCCAAAUUUUUGCUACUCAGACCCCUUCCAGUUCAGCAGUCCUCCUCCCACCACCGAAGAGAACAUACUUUGUUACAGAGACUUUCAUAUUGGGAAAAUAUUUUAAUAUAGUAAACAAGUCAAUUUACCUUCCACAUAUUUUAAAUAAGUUUAUGCUCAUCGUUAAACAAAACUGUUUUUACUUCAACAACGGAUUACAGCCUCUAAAUUCGUAUUGUUCCCAGCUGAUCCUGUAAAUAGCGAGGAAUUUUGGACACCGAUAUCCUUGUAUAGGUAACAGACUGGCAUAAACAGCGCAGGAAUUCAAUGCGGGUUCAAAGGGAGAAGCUAGCCCUGGUGAGGAAGAAAACGAAGCCACAAAAUUCCCUUUUGAGGAAAAACCGGGGGGAAAAAGAAGA